Effrenium voratum is the source of this 3378-nucleotide messenger RNA. NCBI's taxonomy places the organism in Eukaryota, Dinophyceae, Suessiales, Symbiodiniaceae. The record is from the annotation of a GenBank genome assembly.
AUGCACGAUCCAGGUGACACUGGGCCAACUCAGCCAAGCCUUGCGAGCAUUCUCGGCGUAGAGCAGCUCAAGCAGCUGUCACUAGGCUCGGACUCAGAGGCAAAUGAGGCGAAGGAGUUGGUCUUCAGACAGGUGCGCCAAGCUGUGGAGUCUCUCCAAGAGCAGCUGCGCGAAAGUGAGCCUUUGGUGGCUGAGCUGCAGGAGAAGGCAGAUGGCCUAGAGGAGAAGCGCAUGCUUUUGGAGCGCAAAGCCGCUCGUGCCCAGCGCGAUCGCGACAUAGCCGAGCAAGAUUGCGCAGAGGUGGAGGCCAAGGUGCGGCAACUCCGUGAAGAGGCCGCCCCCGUGAUCUCCCGUUUUAUGGAAGCGGAGGUCUUGCGCAGCCAAAUCCAGGUGUGGAGUGAAGACCUGGCGAGGCUGCAGCAAGAGGUGGCUCUAUGUGAGGAGGAGUUACGAGAGGGUCUGCCAAAGCUUGCAGAGCUGGAGGAUGAUGAGGCUGAGUGUGAAGGGGCCAUCGCACAGCUGGAAGCCUCGCACACGGAAGAGGUGGCGCUGCUGAAGUCUUUGCACAACCAGGAGAGCAAAUUGCCCCACACGCGUUCCAUCGCAGAACUUCGUGCCAUGGCCAUGCUUUUUGGUGAUGGCAAUCCGAUCGAGAACUCGGCAGAGCUCCCUUCGUGGGCCGGCCUGCUGAAGUGGCACAGAAAAGUGCACCUUAGCAAGCAACAGGAGUACCGGAGCCUCAGACUUCAGGGCCGUUUGGGCCAGCUGAAUUGCAAUGUGCGGCAGACGCUUAUGUCGGUUUUGGCACUGGAGGGGACAGCCUCCAGCCGCACACACCUGCAUCUGCCGCACUUCCGCUACUCAUACGAGGGCUGCCGGCAUCAGCUGUACCGGGUUCUGGCCGCAUUUGCUCUUCAGAAUGUGGAGGUAGGUUUUCACAAGGACUUGGCCGUACUAGCCUCAGUGUUCCUGGCGGCCACAGACUCCGAGGCACAGGCGUACGCCCUGCUAUCAGAGACCUACCACCGUCUUCAAAUGAAACGCAUGCUGGUGCCCGAAAGGGACCGCGAGACCAAAGGCAAGCAGAGCCUCAAACAACAGGUGAAGGUGAUUAUCGCUUCCUUCAAGUAUUGCUGUCCGGCCACCGUCGCAGCUAUCGAGGAUGAGGGCUGCGAGGAGCUCUUGCAAGAGAUGUUGGGCGGAUGGCUUGCCAGUCUUUUCUGCAGCAGCUAUUCGCCAAAGCGGCAGAAGCUCGAGGAGUUCUUGCCGCUACUCACUGCAGCCAUGGAGGCUUCGACCCAUGAAGAUCCUGCCUGCAACAUACGCGAAAUCGCCUUGUUUAUGUUACUACAGAACUCGGCGCGGCUCAUGAAAGCGCACGAGGCCGCGCGGCUCCAAGAGGAGUUGCAAGACCUCGCCAACUUCUUGCCGGUAUGCAGGGGCUUUGCGACUGCACUGGACCAGUUCCAGCGGCAGAGGAAGCUGAAGUCCCAGUCGCAGCAUCAGGCGGAGCUUGCCGCGUUCCUGCCUGUGGCGCUGCUCAGCGGCUUCUGCUGCCUGCAGGAGUUGCAGCUCUUGCUCCACAGCAUGUCCUCUGCGGUGCCCCUGUGCUCGCUGGCGUUGACUUUGGUGUGCGCGGAUUCAAGCCGAACCUUGUGCCAGGGUGUCUGGGAGUUCUGGAGCCAGCCGCAGAAUGCGGAGGAGCCUAAGGGCAUCACGUGGCUGGAGCUGGAAGAGGAGAGCGGCUCAAGUGAAGCGCAGGAGGAAGAUCUUGAGGAGGAGUUUGACUUCGAGUUCUUCCUGGGCAAAGACCAUCCCCGAUCUGAAAUCCUCGACGCGUUGUCGCCAUUGAAAUAUGAGUUUAUCCAGCUUCUGGAAAGGCAAGAUGAGCAGCGCAUCGCUUUUGUGACGCUCGCCACUUCUGAGUACCGUGAGGGAGCUUUGGUACUGACAGCCGGCCUCCGCUCUCGGGUGGACGCAGAUGUGGUCGUUUUCGGUGACGCGGAGAUGUCUCUGGUUCCAGGCGUGCACUGGCGACCUCUCUCGGAUUUGCCUGAUGUGCCAGUGCCAAGCGGCGAGCCGCUGAUGCCGAACUUUCGUUUCUGCUGGAAGAAGCUUGGCUUGUGGGCGCUGGAGGAAUAUGAUGUCAUCAUCUACUUGGAUGCUGACACCUUGAUCCUCGGAGAUGUGCGGUCAUUGUUGAACUUCAUUCCAGCACAAGGUGAGUUGGGUGCCGUGCCAGCUUGUGAAUGCUGGCGAAGCGAGUCCUGCAACUACACUGCCAAAGAUGCGGAUGAGAGCGACUUCUACUUCAACGCAGGUGUUCUUCUGUUGCGACCCUGCAAAAGAGAUUUUCUCAACAUGAUGGAUGCGUUGAGCAGACGCCAGCCUCAAGCGGCAAAAGGCCCAUGCCAGCAAGCUGCAGCCGAUCGUCUUCCUGCUGAAAUGCCUUUCGCCGAGCAGGAUUUUCUGAACAUUUUCUUUCGACGAAAAGUUCGUCGGCUGCCGCCCACCUUCAAUGCCUUGCAGCAUGCCCUGCGAAACCCGAAGCAUGCGAUGCCUCUGGACACGUGCUGCGUGCUGCACUUCGUCAUGGGGAAGCCGUGGGCUCGCGCCUCCCGACUCGAGGAGGACUUCGCCGAGCUGCGGGCGCUUUGGUGGAAGGCGCACGAGGAGUUUGCCCCGUAUGCCAACGUGCGGCCAAUGUGGCACCAACGGCGGGUGCACGAGAAGCUUCCCCUCUUCCUAGUGCCCGGGUACCUCUCAGCCCAGAAGCAGGCCUCCCUCCUCUCGACCGUGCAUGGGAUGGAGCGCUGGGUGGAGCUCCGGAAUCGGCGGCUGCUGUGCCUGGGAGGCGUGCCGCACCCCGACGGGGCCAUUUGCGAUGUGCUGCCGCCAGUGAUCCGUGAGCUCGGAGCUCAGCUGGUGGAAGCUGGCGGACUCUCAGGUCUACCGAAUCAGUGCCUGAUCAAUGCCUACUCACCUGGUCAGGGCAUUGAUGCACACAGCGAUGGUCCUCGAUUUGAGUCAGAGGUCGCCAUUGUGACUCUUGAGGGCCCAGCACUCAUGCACUUUGGCCUGGUUGAGAAGAAGGCAUAUCCCGCUUUGCCGCCGCGCUUGGAGGUGCUUUUGGAGCCUGGCUCUUUGCUGGUCAUACGGGACGAAGCCUACGAGUUGUACGUCCAUCGCAUUGACCACGCGGAAGUGGAUGUGACCAGGGAGGGCCUUCAAGUUCCUCGCGCUCCUCGGCGGACUUCUCUGACUUUGAGACGCCUCUCGCACGUUCGCCAGAGACAGGAUCAGACAGAUGAGCAGUGGGACGCUGCGCAACAGCUGCAGUGGCAAUGGUGGAAUUCACAGCUCAGCGAGAUCGACUGA